AUGCCGUUAUCAAAGCGAAGAAGGUUAUUUACUCCUAAAAAGCAUAAAACUAAACCUACUAACUGCAAAGACCAGGAAGAACCUAAAGAAAAUGAAGUAAUAACAGCUCGUGGGCGUCUUAAAGGUGCUUUAAUGGAGAUGCUAGAGCCAACAGCUGAUGAAUCUGAUGAAUCUUUAGAAUAUGCCCCCGUAAAACAAGAAAGCCAAGAACAAAAAGAAGAAUCGUCUGAUGAGGAUACAAAGAGUAAAACACCACAAAGACAAUCAUAUGUAUUAAAGCUGUUUGACAGAAGUGUAGACUUAUCACAGUUCAGUGAGGACUCUCCAUUAUACCCCAUAUGCCGGGCAUGGAUUGCAAAUCAACCUAAAGCAAACUAUAAAGAUUUUGGGAAAACAAAGCAAGAGGUGCCAGUCUUAGACAGUCUAGAGUUACCAGGGCCUGAAGGGCCACCUAUAUCAAGAAUACCAAACCUACUUCCAGAGCAGAAAGCUUGCAAUAAGGAUAAUAUUAAUUUAAACUAUCAUGAAGCCCCCCUUCCUACGAAAGAACAGCUUCUUCAUGAGCAUAUGUCUCGCUGGACCAACAUCCGAGCUGCAUGGUUAGAGAGAGGAGCCUUAGUAGAAUCUCGGUACAGUGCGACGCAAGCAGUGCUUAAUAAAAUUAAUGUCAAAACUCUGAACGGAAGCGGGGAGAAAGCGAGCGGUGCAGCAGACGCGACGGCCGGCGGCACGGCGCGGGCGGUUGCGGGGGCCGCGCGUGGACGAAUGACACGAGCGUCGAGCGUCCAGGCGCGCGUGCUGCCGAUAAUUACCGAAUCCCUUCCGCGUAUUUUGGGAGGGAGGGGCGCGCGG
Brenthis ino (lesser marbled fritillary) is the source of this 852-nucleotide messenger RNA. The record is from the annotation of a GenBank genome assembly. NCBI's taxonomy places the organism in Eukaryota, Metazoa, Arthropoda, Insecta, Lepidoptera, Nymphalidae.